GAGCCGGCGUGUGAGUGAAUGGCGGUGAUGGUGGUGCUGUGUGAGCGGUGGUGCAGCGGUUAGGGCGCUGCGCUACGAACCCGGCGACCUGGGUUUGAUGACCGCUCUCUCGGUCAAGAGCAGUGACGAUUACCUGGACCGAUAUCCUGGGCCCACGAUGGCUCCCCCCCUCUUCCUCCACCUCCUCCACCUCCUCCACCUCCUCUACCUCCUCGUCAUCAUCGUCCUCGUGGUGCCGGCCGCCUCCGUGGCGACCCCAACACUCGCCCCCUCGCUCGGGGUCCGACUCUCUGACCCGCGUGCCGACCCCCCCACACAGCCGCCGCUCCCCUCGGGGACCCUGGGGACCCCGACCUCCACCAAGGGGGUACCCGGACCGGACCCCGGCGAGGCAGGAGGUGGCCGCUUCAGAGCUCCUGCCGAGACCUCGACCCCCCCUCCCCUUACCUCCUACUCCCUCGCAGAGCUGAGCACGGUCACCGAGCAGCACCUCGGGGCCCCAGAUCCCACAUCAGGGGUCCCCGAUCCUGUCUCAGGGCUACCUGUUCCAGGAACAGGGGUCCCAGACCCAGUAUCGGUGAUCCCUUUUCCAGUAUCAGGGGUCCCAGAUCCCACAUCAGGGGUCCCCGAUCAUGUCUCAGGGCUACCUGUUUUAGGAACAGGGGUCCCAGACCCAGUAUCGGUGAUCCUUUUUCCAGUAUCAGGGGUCCCAGACCCAGUAUCGGUGAUCCCUUUUCCAGUAUCAGGGGUCCCAGAUCUGACAUCGGGGAUCCCUUUUCUAGUACCAGGGGUCCCAAAUCGCACACCGGGGGUCCCUGGUCCGACACCAUCGGUCCCAGAUUCCACAUCAGGGGUCCCGCAUUCUGUCUCGGGGAUCCCUCAUCCCAUAUCAGGGGUCCCUGGGGAUGCGAGCGAUGAGCCGAGUUGGACCCCCAUGCUCAUGACCUCGCCCUCGACCCCGCACCCACGAGAGGGUCCCCUUUCCGCAUCACCUGGCACCCCCACAGCAAGGGCCCAGGGGGACGGGGGCCGUGGUGGUGGUGGUGGUGAUGGUGGUGGCGGUGGUGGUGGUGGUGGUGGUGGAGGCGGCGCCACUGACGAUGGCGGUGAUGGAUAUGAUGGAGGAGCUGUUGAUGGUGGUGGUGGUGAUGACGGAGCAGAUGUUCAAACUGCUCGUGGAGUGGCUGAUGUUGGACCAGGAGACGUGAACUCCACCCGUUCCCCUCCAACGCCGCCCACGUCCCCGCCGGUCGCUAUGACCUCCGGAGACGUCGUAACUCGGCGAGAGCCCCCCUCCACCCGGGGUGUGGAGACCCCGGACCGGUCCCCAGUCCUGAACCCCUCCCUGCCACCGCCCGCACCCCCAAACCUAAGUCCUACGCCGCACUCUGACCCGGGCGUGAACCCGAACCCAGCCCACUCCCCGGCCACGUUGCCGUCUGCAAUCCUGGAGCUGCGGCCGACUCCAUCUCUCACCCCGGACCGCGGCGCAGACCCGCGACCCGCCACGUCGACCUCACCGGACCUGGAUCUGGAACCGAACCCGGACGUUGCAAGAGGAGCGGCCACUGCGACCCCAGCGGGCGGUGCGGAGCCGGGGGUCGUGACGGACGAGGCUGCCCGUCGCUUCGUCCCCGUGCCAGGACCCGCACCAGACCCUCCCCUCCCUCCCCGGAGACCGGGCACCGACCGAGAGCCGUUCUCCUCGGCGAUGCCUCCGUCGCGGGCCCCGGGAUGGGCCAGGGAGUGGGCACCGGUCCUCCUCUCCCUCGUUCCGGGCACGGGGCCUUGGCGUGAGCUGCGUGGAACGCUGGGCCCCACGUGGGACGCGGGCUCGCUUGUUCUCACCUGCGCCUUCGCCCUCCUCUCCGUCCUGGCGCUCUUCACCCUGGCCAGACUCCUGCUGAUGACGCUGAUAAAGACGAAGCCACCAUCGCCACCCCCACCACCGCCGUCGCCGUCGCCGCCACUGCAGCCGCCGUCCGGGUCCGACCCCCUAAAAGACCCCCCGAGGGACCCUCAGAGGGAUCCCCAGAGCCCCCUGCCCCCCCUGGGAGCGGCGCUGGUGUUGACGCUGUGCGCCCUGCGCUCCGUGUCGCUCUCCUGUGACCUCCUGACCCCCGAGAGGGCCCCCGCGCCCCUGACCUCCCUCCUCGUGUUCGACUCCGGGUUUCCGCUGCUCACCGCCGCUUUCUGCGUCGCGGCGCUGCUUCCGCUCCUCCUCCUGCGGCGGCGGCGGGGAAGGAAACUCCACGCUGCUGGGCCGGGUCCGUAUCUCCUGGCCAUCUGCUGCGCACACCUCGUCGUCUCCGUCGCUUGCGACGUCGCCUUCGUCUUGAUGACGCGGGACCUCCUUGAUGGUCAUGACGUUGAUGACAACGUUACCGAUGGCGGCGGCGGCGACGACGUCGUCGCGCACGUGGAGCGCCGCCGCUCCGCCGCCGCUGUGCUCCUCCUCUCCCGCGGCCUCUUCGUGUCGAGCGCCGUCGCGCUCCCCGCCGCGGCCGCUCUGCUCUCCCGGCGUCCCCCCGGCGAGCACGACGGCUCCGCCCGUCCCGCUCCGCCCACUCGGGCCCCGCCCCGAAGGCCCCAAUGCUCCGCCGAGGAGCCGGACGAGCAGGAGGAGGAGGCGGGAGGUUCGCCGCGGGAGCCCGGCACCGGAGGAGCCCCCGGCUCCUCGAUCCUGCUCCGCACCUCCGCGUGCUCGCUGCUCGCCUGCGCUGCGCUCCAGGCGUGGCUCCUGGUGGACACCGGCGUCUUCCUCUCCCGCGGCGGCGGUGCCGCCACCGCCGCCGCGCUGGCCCGCGGCUGGGGCCUCCACGUGGCGACCCGCGCGUGCGAGCUGCUGUCUGCGGCCUGCGCCCUGGGCCUGUGCGCCACCGCGCCGGGCGGCGCCGUGGCUCCGUGCGACCGCCGCCGGCGCCGCCCGUGCUCGGCUUCGUGGCCCGAGCGGGCCCUGCUGGCGCGGGUCCGCCAGGUCGUGGCCGUCAGCUCAGGGGUCAAGGCCCGCAACGGGGCUGCGGGCGAGCAGGGCGCCACCACCUCCUCCGGCUCCUCCUCGUUCACGUGGGGGCCCAACAGCCUGGCCCUGAAGCCGGCGAGGAACGGAUUCACCAAGAAGGGCGCCGCCUCAGGGGGUGCCGCGCAGCCGCCUCCCUCCCGUGGGGAUUGGGACUGCUCGGGGUCCCGCAAGGGGUCCGCGGUGGUGGGGGCGGAGGGACCCGUGGGGGCCCCUGUGAGCGUGCACGAGGAGGGGCUGGAGGAGGGGCUGGAGUCGUUGUCGCUGUCGGACAUCGAGCUGCGGCCCCCGUCACCCAUCGACCUGCGCCGCAGCAUCCACGAGGCGCUUGGGAGUCGCGGGGAUGCGCUGUGCUGGGAGCGAGCGGCGGACGAGCCGGAACGAGGUGGACGAGGUGGACGAGGCUUCGAGAGGGUUGGUGAGGACCCGGGGACUCCGUGUGGAGAGAGAAGCAGAGGGGGCCCCGGGGAUCGAGGGAUCCCCAGGAGGGACGGCAGCCAGGGAUCGGAGGAGCUGAGAGCUGAGUUUGUGCAGAUCUGUCGACAGAUUGAGCAGCUGAGCGAUGGCAGCGAUGUUAUCCAACUGUGA
Messenger RNA from Lethenteron reissneri (Far Eastern brook lamprey), 3607 nucleotides. RefSeq lists its product as uncharacterized. The record is from RefSeq and is a predicted model, not a curated record. Lineage: Eukaryota; Metazoa; Chordata; Hyperoartia; Petromyzontiformes; Petromyzontidae.